Messenger RNA from Malaya genurostris, 2241 nucleotides. RefSeq lists its product as uncharacterized. The transcript is spliced from 3 exons. The record is from RefSeq and is a predicted model, not a curated record. NCBI's taxonomy places the organism in Eukaryota, Metazoa, Arthropoda, Insecta, Diptera, Culicidae. The coding region runs from base 1 to 2241 and encodes 746 amino acids. Gene Ontology annotation, molecular function: nucleic acid binding. Gene Ontology annotation, biological process: DNA integration.
AUGCUUAUGUUUGGACGCAAUAAGGUUGAACACGAUUGUACACUGCGAGCCGUCAUUGAUCGUCUGAAAGAGUAUGACAUAACAAUUAACGAGAAGAAGUGUGAGAUUGGGCGCAAAGAAGUUAUGUUCAUGGGGCAUCGAUUGAGCAGUGAUGGAAUCAGUCCGGCUGAAGAGAAGGUGGAUGCCAUUCGGCGAUGUCGUAACCCUGAAACGGUAGAAGAAUUGAGAAGCUUCCUGGGGCUUAUUAAUUAUCUUGGGAAAUUCAUACCGAAUUUGUCGACGUUAACUGCACCACUUAGAGAACUGUUACACAAAGAUGUUCGAUUCAAAUGGGAACGAAAGCACAUGACUGCCUUCGAAGAGGUAAAGAAAGUACUAGUAGAUCCUAAAAACCUUGGAUACUACUCACCCUACGAUGAGACAAUAUGUCGUGGAAACCCGUCACGACGAGCAGAUGCCAGUCCGGUAGGGAUCGGAGCAGUGCUGUUGCAGGAGAAAGAUGGCAAAAAGAGGGCGAUUUGCUACGUGAGUAAAGGGUUAUCGACAGCCGAACGAGCGUACGCACAGAAUGAAAGAGAGGCGCUAGCGCUUGUUUGGGCAACAGAACGACUGGAACCAUAUUUGCGAGGCUUAGAAUUCAAGUUGGUUACCGAUCAUGAGCCACUUAAGGUAAUGUUUGGCUCUCAACGAAAGCAGUGCCCGAGAAUUGAGCGCUGGGCAUUGCGGCUCCAGUCAUUCAGGUACAAAAUAGUUCAUGUAUCGGGAAAAGCUAAUAUCGCUGAUCCGUUAUCACGACUGCCGAGAUUCGAAGAGUGCUCCACUUACGAUCAAAAUGGAGAAUCAAUGUUGCUUACUGUUUUGGAAUCAGCUACACCAUCUGCCUUGCGUAUUGAAGAGAUCGUUGAAGCUACAGUGCAAGAUAGUGAGUUAGCCGCAGUCAAAGAGGCGUUGAAUACUGGUCGAUGGAUGGACAAACUGAAACAUUUUUUGCCGUUUCGAGCAGAGUUGAGUACAGUGAACGAAAUUGUUAUGAGGAACGAUCGGAUAGUAGCACCGAUUAAUCUUCGUAAACGAAUAAUGAAAUUGGCUCACAUCGGUCAUCCAGGAAUCGAGAGAAUGAAGCAACGCAUCCGGAGCAAGGUUUGGUGGCCAAACAUUGACAGAGAAGUAGAGAAGACAGUGAAAUCGUGUCUGGAAUGCCAGUUGGUCAGCAAUUCAGUACGUUCUGAACCUUUGUGUGUUCGAGAACUUCCGCAUCAACCGUGGCAGAUUCUCGCGAUGGACCUAUUAGGACCACUUCCAUCAGGUGAUUCCAUUUUAGUAGUGAUUGACCUUUACAGUCGUUACCGUAUUACCGAAAUUUUAAGGUCAACUAAAACCGAGAACAUCAUUGAAAGACUGGAUAAAGUGUUUAUGACAAUGGGACUACUUGUCGAAUUAGUCUCGGACAACCCACGGAACUUUGCAAGCAGGAAAAUUAAUGAAUUUUGUGCCACCUUUGGAAUUGAAUAUCGUCAUACUACUCCGUACUGGCCACAAAGUAACGGAGAAGUUGAGCGUCAAAACCGUUCCAUAUUGAAAACGCUGAAAAUAGCUGAGUUGAACGGGACUGACUGGAGGAAGGACUUGCAAGAGGCCAACUACGUUUAUUCGAUAUUGCGUCAUCCGGCAACGGGUGGCUCACCAGCUGAACUGGUUUUCGGCAGAAAACUACGGGAUUGGAUUCCUGAUUUAGAGGCAAACAACACUGAAGACAGCGGUAUACGUGAUCAUGACAAAAUAUAUAAGCAAUCUGCGAAAUCAUACUACGAUGCUAAAAACAAUGCACAACAUUCGGAUCUACAAAUUCAGGAUCGAGUUUUGAUGAGGAACUUGGUACCGCAGAAUAAACUAUCAUCGGCAUUCAUUCCCGAGUCAGCAGUAGUGGUGAACAAGCAGGGAAAUAGAAUAACAGUACAGAUGGAUGAUGGGCGCAGAUACCGUAGAAACUCUGCGCAUCUGAGGAAACUAGUCGAAAACCGGGAGGAUGAUACCAUUAAUCGAGAGAUUCCAAACGAGCCUAUCUGCAGCGACUGGGAUACACCAAAUUCUACAUUGACAGCAAACGGUAGUAAAUUGGUCACUGAAAACUGCAAGGGAACUAACGACAUCCUCAUCGGAUAUAACAGUGUCUUCCAGCAAUUCAUUGAUAUCCGAGGAGGUAAAAUUAUCAAAACCUGUACCUCCUACUGCAUGCGCUAG